GAAUGCCCGUUGCAUGCGCUUCUCUCAGCACCAAAUAAAUACAUCGCUGGCCGGCACCGCAGCUUGUAUUGAAGAAAGCCGCCCACCAUGUCAGAGCCGAUCCUGAACGACAUCUCCCACCGUCGCUUCAAUCUGCUGCGCGGAAGCUGGGUGCUGGUGUCUCCGCAUCGCAACAAGCGACCAUGGCAAGGACUCCAGGAAUCUCCGUCUAAAACGACGCUGCCCGAGUAUGAUGAAAAGUGCUACCUCUGCCCUGGGAACACGCGCGCUCAAGGCCAGCAAAACCCCAAAUUCGACAGGACAUUCGUCUUUGUCAAUGACUUCAGUGCAGUCAAGGAAGAGCAGACUGAGUACCACCCGGAGCGCAAAGAGGGAAGUGUAGCUACUCGUCUUCUUAAAGCCGAGUCUGUCACGGGAAAAUGCUAUGUCAUCACAUUUUCGCCAUCCCACCACCUUACUCUAGCGGACAUGACUCCAGCACAGAUUGUGCCAAUCAUUGAGACCUGGACGAAUCUGUACACAGCACAUCUGAACCCACAAUCGACACUUGCACAAGUUGCCAGUGCCAGUACAGUGCCGCCCCUCGGCCAGACUGACCUUGCAAAGCCAAAUGCGCAAUAUCGGUACAUGCAGAUCUUCGAGAACAAGGGAACGACCAUGGGCUGCUCCAAUCCUCAUCCACAUGGCCAAAUAUGGACUACAACAUCUCUACCAGAAGAGCCAAGCCUAGAAAUGGAGCAGUUACGGAAGUACAAGCUGGAACAAGGAGGGGCUCAUCUCCUAGUAGAUUACGCAGAACUGGAGUCUAAGGAGAAGGAGAGAACUGUGUUUGAGAACCGCUCAUUCUGGGCCGGAUGCCCAUACUGGGCAGUGUGGCCUUUCGAGGUCAUGAUCGUGAGCAAGCAGCACAAGAGGGCUUUGGUCGACUUUGACGAGAAGGAGCGAGAGGAGCUGGCAGAGGCAAUUGCGGAAAUCACGAAGAGAUACGACAACUUGUUCGAGACUCAAUUUCCAUACAGCAUGGGAUUGCACCAGGCUCCACUUGAUGGGUCAGAAGAUGAGAUUGAGGCUAGCCACUUUCACAUCCACUUCUUUCCCCCAUUGCUGCGUAGCGCAACGGUCCGAAAGUUCCAAGUUGGGUACGAGAUGCUCGCGGAACCGCAGCGAGACAUCACCCCAGAGCAGGCGGCGGAACGCCUCCGAAAUUGUGGUGGUGAGCUGUACCGGAAGAAGUUGUAGAGAUGGGCGGACGCAUCUUCCUAAGCCUUAGUUCAGUUCAGAUCUGAUCUCGGACUCUUCAGAUCCCCGUCAACCUUGGCCUUGGACAACCACCAAUAUUUUGGAUCUUCUCUGUACAUUAUAGACAGCAUUCGCCCUUGAUACCUCGGUAGAUAGAGGCAGGGGUUCGAUAUACCCAUGGAUUCAAAG
Molecule: messenger RNA, 1428 nt
Organism: Lindgomyces ingoldianus
Lineage: Eukaryota; Fungi; Ascomycota; Dothideomycetes; Pleosporales; Lindgomycetaceae
Product: galactose-1-phosphate uridylyltransferase
Exons: 4
Coding region: 88-1239 (383 amino acids)
Biological process (GO): beta-D-galactose catabolic process via UDP-galactose, Leloir pathway
Cellular component (GO): cytoplasm
Molecular function (GO): zinc ion binding; UDP-glucose:hexose-1-phosphate uridylyltransferase activity
Source: RefSeq, a predicted model, not a curated record